CAUGCUUCAGUUUAGUCGCAACGUCGUGCCAGUUAUCCGGUUCGGUGGGGUGUGUAUUCUCCAGUAGUUUUCUUUUCGAGUGGUCAAACGUUAUUUUUUGCAUUAAAAUGUGUGACGGAUAAUUACAAUUUAAUACUUCCUCUUAAAGAGUGUGUAAAUUAAUUGUUGUUUUGUUUCUCUUAAUUAUUUUACAACAUUAGUUUUUAGUAAAAGUACAUAUAGAACGAUAGGACAUAUUUGAACAGCUAUGGGCUUUAAGUUAUGUUUUCAAAUGGCCGUUUUGACAGCUCUGAUAGCCGAUGAUUAUGUGAUGUCACAAUACAUGCACAUUACGCCUAAUGACAUGGAACCCGUUCGAGAAGAACGAUCAAAAUAUGGAGUGACAUGUUACGGUCCUAAUUUAAGCGGAUUUCAAUGGCGCGGACCGAAAGGGCCAAUAUCGCAAAGUUCACAAAUCAGGGUACAUUCACAAGAUUUGAUUAUGCCAAAUAAUCAGACAGGAUUACUUCUGGUGUUCGAAAAAGUUUUAGAAGAGGACAAAGGCAACUACACGUGCACGGAUAGAAAGGGUCAUUCAGUCGUCAUCAAGCUGACAGUCACGAGAGUAUUGGAAUUCGACACCCCCCGGGUUCAAACUACUAAAGAACACGAAGAUUACUUAAUCAGUUGCAAAGUCAAGGGCAAUGUCAAACCAACCUUUAUGUGGACAUUCAAGUCGCUGACUAUCAAAGAGGGCACCAAAAGCGGAAAGUAUUCGGUUGAAGAGGAUGGGCUACUGGUUCGCAACGUUUCGCAUUUAGACGCUGGCAAAUACACGUGCAGAGCAUUCCAAACGACCGACGAUUCCAGCGUAUCCGAAGAUACCGAGAUCGAUUUGGUAGUCAAGCACAAGCCAGUAUUCUUGGAACUUAUGGAAGGCAAUCCCAUUAAACAAUACGUUUUCUCUUCGGAAUCCGCCAACCUAAGCUGUCAGCACUCUGCCGAACCGUCGGCCAACGUGACUUGGAGUUUUAACGGGAAAACAUUUCUAAAUUCAUACGACCAUUACAUAGUUACCUUUAAUAAACCAGAAAAAUUGGGCUUGUACACGUGCACGGUCUCAAACUCCUUAGGAACAAUUACCAGACGAUACAAUUUAAUAGAAGGAUUUAAACCGAAAACGCCUCGUGACCUGUCCAUUAUAAGGGUUGGUGACAAUUACAUUGAGUUAACAAUUAGCCCAAAUGACAAGUCGGAUGAAUUGGUCGGAUACAGGGUUGAGUAUACCGAAAAAGUGGUGAAACACAACUCAUUAACUUAUGAAAGUUUUAAUAUUAUGAAUUUCAACACUACUGAAGGUCCAUUUGCUCUGGCUUAUCUGAAACCUAACACAGAGUACACAAUCAAAAUAUUAGCCAGAAACAAUGCAGGAAUUAGCGAAUUUACUGAACCCAUCACUGUACGAACGCUUGCAGCUGCUUCUGAUGGUAUAUUGUCUUGUAAUACUUGUAAUUAUUUGCUGUUUAACGCAAUAAUUAUAGUAAUCAAAAUAGCUUUACUGUAAUUGAAAUAUUGUGAAAAAUUGUUUAAUUUUUAUAUUUUGUGAGUUCUUUUCUGUUUGAAUUACAAAGAAUUUCAGAGUAACCUAAAAAUUAUUAUAACCAUUAAUAGUUUACUCCGAUUGGCCUUUGUGUAUAAAAUAAUAUGUGUAUUAUUAUUAUUUUCCCUGACUAGUCUUUAUUCUUAUUGGAAUGUAAAACCAAAAAAUGGCAUUAAAUCAAAAAAAAAACAUUUAAUGCCUACAAACACUGCGUAAACCAUUAAAUGUACAAAAUAAAUAUUGAAACCAUAACAGCGUUUUGCUUAUUGAAUUGAUAUUCAACGCUGGCUUACAGAUCAUCACUUAAAGAUUUUGCUUUUAAUCAUUAUAAAUAUUAAGCAUUCUUAACAUGUUAACCUAAAUUUUGCUUAAGUGAUCCUAAUUUUUAAGUAUUUUAAUUUUUUUCAACUAAAAUAAUUAUUAAGUACCGCUUUGUUUUUUAUUUUUAAAUCUACCAUUGGCGUCCUUUUUAUAGAUUAUUUUAUUAUUAUUUAUCUAAAGUUUAUAGAAAUAAAUAAAUAUAUAAUAUGUUAUUGUAAAUAUAAUUAUAUAAUAAAAUAUAUUAUUAUAAUAUAGGAACUCUAGAGGCUAAUUUAGUUAUUAUAUGAAAGCCUUUUUCGACUGAUCGUUGGUUUGAUGUAAUUUUUAAUUUUUGAGUAUUAUUAUUAUAAUUAUGAAUGUCAAUCGCGUGCAAGGUCACUAAUGUACUACUGAAUGAAGUAUAAAUAAUACGAUUUGAAACGUAUCAAAGGUAAUUAUAAAUAUAUUGUAAUUAUAUUAUAACUAUCAUUAAUAUUUUGUAGAUAUGCAACUAUAAAAUUUUAUUGAUAAAUUAAGAUGGCUUUAUUCUAAUAAAUAAAAAAAUGUCUGAA
Messenger RNA from Daktulosphaira vitifoliae (grape phylloxera), 2451 nucleotides. Its product is annotated as neural cell adhesion molecule 1-like. Gene Ontology annotation, molecular function: protein binding; axon guidance receptor activity. Gene Ontology annotation, biological process: synapse organization; homophilic cell-cell adhesion. The transcript is spliced from 8 exons. The record is from RefSeq and is a predicted model, not a curated record. The coding region runs from base 248 to 1543 and encodes 431 amino acids. Lineage: Eukaryota; Metazoa; Arthropoda; Insecta; Hemiptera; Phylloxeridae. Gene Ontology annotation, cellular component: plasma membrane; neuronal cell body; axon.